Molecule: messenger RNA, 971 nt
Organism: Macadamia integrifolia
Lineage: Eukaryota; Viridiplantae; Streptophyta; Magnoliopsida; Proteales; Proteaceae
Product: protein CURVATURE THYLAKOID 1B, chloroplastic-like
Exons: 6
Coding region: 137-649 (170 amino acids)
Cellular component (GO): thylakoid; chloroplast thylakoid membrane
Source: RefSeq, a predicted model, not a curated record
AAUAAAGUUUAAAUGGAGUAGUACCCUGAAGUUUGAUCUCCAUAUCUUCUUAUCCAUCAUCAUCGAGUGUGGCCCCAAAAUUUCUGAGAGCAUAGAGGAGGAAGAGGGCUGAAAUCUUGGAGAAGACUGGGAAGCGAUGGCCUCGAGCUCAACCACAUUUUCCAUCUCCUCAUCGUCAGCCCUGAUCGAUGGCAAAGCUUCUCGCCAAUCGGCCGCCGCAUCGCCACAAUGCGUUGGCUUUCCAACACUCCCUCUGCCUGUUCCUUCUCAGAACCGCCCGCAGUCUACUUCCUAUUGCCGUAAGAUCGCACGGAAUGUUGUCACUAUGGCCACAGGAGAAACAUCAGCCGAAGUCGCCACUUCUGAGCUGCCUGAUGAGCUCGUGAAAUCCAUUCAAGAAGCAUGGGACAAGCUGGAUGAUAAAUACGCUGUGGCUUCUCUUGCAUUGGCCGGUUUGGUUGCGCUCUGGGUUUCUACUGGCAUGAUCUCGGCCAUUGAUAGGCUUCCGUUAGUCCCUGGUGUCCUGGAACUCGUUGGAAUCGGUUACACAGGGUGGUUUGCUUAUCGGAACCUGAUAUUCAAACCCGACCGGGAAGCUUUGAUCGAGAAAAUCAAAGGCACUUACAAGGAUAUUAUUGGGAGCAUCUGAUGAUGAUGAUGAUGAAGAACUGAUGUACGUCAUUGUCCUUGGAGACCGGAGGGCCUCUCUUUCUUUUGGUUCUGAAGCAACUAUAUGUAAAUUGCAGCAGCAGCAGCAGCAGAAGAAGAAGUUUUAAUGAAAUUCUAACCCCCCGAGUAAAUGAAUCAAUGAUAUACUGUACUUCAAGAUACAUGCAUCUAUCUGCAUGUCCACUUGUUUGUUUCUCCUUUCUUAUUUAGAACUUUUGAGAGUUCAAAGUAGACAUGUUCAGUUCAGGUAUCUCUUAAAGGAGUGUUGGUCUCAAUAUAUCCCCUGCAUUUUGGCUACGCAA